Molecule: messenger RNA, 756 nt
Organism: Fusarium graminearum PH-1
Lineage: Eukaryota; Fungi; Ascomycota; Sordariomycetes; Hypocreales; Nectriaceae
Exons: 4
Coding region: 1-756 (251 amino acids)
Source: RefSeq, a predicted model, not a curated record
AUGACCCCUGCUGUUUUGAACUUGAAAGGAAGGCCCAGAGAGGGAGCUCGGGAAAUCGGCUCACAGCGGGUCCCAAGGUCCCAAGAGUUGAGAUACGACAGUCAAGGUGCGCUGCAAUUGACCUGUAUUGGGUUUGGGGGCUCAAACAGUAGUAGGAUGCAUACCUACCUAGCAAAGGCUUGUUGCAAUGAACAAACCUUCUCUGCAGCUGCCCCUGACAAGAGCCUAGCUAAAACAAUAGAUCAAAUCACAUCGUACAACACAAAAAAGAAACCCAUGGGUCAAAAAAGCGACAUCUCGCGAUGCCGCGGAAAAAGAUAUGGCGUUUGUUUUACGAGUCACCCUAAUUUGUUGAAUCGUACUUCAGUCACGGCUGCCAAGAGCCCAAGACGGCUCGGCGCUGGAUGGUACCUUGGAUCAGGCGGCCUCUUAUUCGAGCAAACAAGGCGCCCUGGUUUAAGCAUGAAUUUAAGCGUUGUCAGCCACUUGCUUGGCACGGCUGUCAUUCCGCCCUGGGGGUGUGUGUCUAACUCCACGGUUGAAAGCACAGAAAAGGGAAACAGCCUGUUCUGCUCCAAUCCCAAGGGAGCAGCGACGCUUCAAUCAAACGUUAUCACACAGUCGAGCAUAAGCCCGUGGCUUGAGAAUGGGUGGUCUUGGUACGGUUCCAAAGAUGCCGUUCCAACCGUCUUGGCUUUGCAGGGGUACCGCUUAGAGGGGACUCAGCGGAAACAAAAAUGGGCUGGAGGUUUCUGA